AUGGCGACUGAGGUUUGCACUUCGACUUAUCUCAACGACCGCCAUGAUGUGAAGGCGCUCGUGAACUACCUGCCGUUGGACAAGAUGGACUUCGGACCAGACGACAUGCCCGCGCCAAAGAAGUUUGGUGAUUUCAUCGAGUCCAGCAGAGGCAAGGAGGAUUCGUUCAAGCUGGACAGAAACGGCUUUGAGAUUGUCACCCUCCCAGAGAGGGAGCGUGAUGUCUCGACCGAUGAUAAAAUCACGGAAGAUUUUAUGCCCGAGAUCAUAGAUAUCAUCAAGAAGAGGACGGGAGCCUCGACCGUGGUUCCGUUCGCCCACGUGCUCCGCCGGACCGAGAACAAGUUUUUCGCGGAGAUUGUGGACAAGGAGCGCUACAAUCGCUUUUCCACGGUGUGGCCGCACAGCGACUUCCCCGUCGUUUACCCGGAGCGGCUGCCUUACAUCAAGGAAGGCAUCUUGAACUACGACGGCAUCCCUGAGGAUACCCGGGAGGAAUUGAAGAAGGCUGCCGAGUCUGCUUCACGCUGGGCUUUUUUGCAGAUCUGGAAGCCUCUCAAGACGCUGAAGCGCGAGCCUCUGGCGCUCUGCGACUCGUCGACGCUGAGCCAGGAAGACUGGAGGUUCAGACAGGCAGAGGACCCGAGAAUUAUGUAUUCGCUCCUGGCACACACUGAGAAGGAGGAGAAGCACAAGUGGUAUUAUGUCCACGAGAUGAACCCAAACGAGAUGUUCUUGUUCAAGGGUUGUGACAGCAGGCAGGGCGAGCCUGGAUUUACCGGGUAUGCCGGGGCACACACUGCGUUUGCGCUCCCGGACUCUCAGGAUCAGCCUCCUAGGGAGAGUAUCGAGGCUCGGUUUUUCUGUCUCUGGGAGUGA
Messenger RNA from Diaporthe batatas, 879 nucleotides. RefSeq lists its product as uncharacterized. The transcript is spliced from 4 exons. Gene Ontology annotation, molecular function: oxidoreductase activity. Bases 1 to 879 code for a protein of 292 amino acids. The record is from RefSeq and is a predicted model, not a curated record. Lineage: Eukaryota; Fungi; Ascomycota; Sordariomycetes; Diaporthales; Diaporthaceae.